This is a messenger RNA of Dentiscutata erythropus, 277 nucleotides long. Lineage: Eukaryota; Fungi; Glomeromycota; Glomeromycetes; Diversisporales; Gigasporaceae. The record is from the annotation of a GenBank genome assembly.
AUGGCUUAUUCAAAAACCAUUAAAAAUAAAGGCUCAAAACCUUGUGUGGUUUUGUUAAAUGAAUCAGGAAACCCAUAUCUAAUUGAAGAUGAAAUUUUUCAAAAAGAAUUACGUCAAAAUUGUUUGAUAAUCAAUAUUGGAGAUUUCAAUUUACGAAAAAAGGAUGAGGAUGGAAAUCUGACAAAUGAAUCUUUGCGUUAUGGUGGAAAAUUAUUGUUAACUUUGGAGGAUUUCGAAUAUGAUAAAACGUUAAAUUAUGAAAAUGGUAAUGGGAAAC